Molecule: messenger RNA, 3798 nt
Organism: Myodes glareolus (Bank vole)
Lineage: Eukaryota; Metazoa; Chordata; Mammalia; Rodentia; Cricetidae
Source: RefSeq, a predicted model, not a curated record
GUUGUCACGCGUGCUGCGCCAUGGAUCCUGCUGCCGGGAGCUGUGUUGAGAGCACAGGCAAGCUGGGCUGUUGCACUAUGUUGGCAUUUCUCUUUCAAGACUAUAUCCCAUUCAAAGGAUGAAGAGAUGACAGAGAGUGCAGUGACCUAUGAUGACGUGCAUAUUGACUUCAGUUUUGAAGAGUGGGCUUUGCUGGAUCUUUCCCAGAAGAGUCUAUACAAAUCUGUGAUGCUGGAGACCUACAGGAACCUCACUGCUAUAGGCUACUGUUGGGAAACCCGUCCUAUUGAAGAAGGGUGUCAAAGUUCUAGAAGACAUGGAAGACAUGAAAGAAUUUGUACUGGAGAGAAACCCUCUGAAUUCACUCAGUGUUGUAUAGCCUUUGCAUGUCAUAGUCAUCUUCAAAAGAUUGAGAGUAAUCAUACUGGAAAGAAACCCUAUGAAGGUAUUGAAUAUGGUGCAGCCUCUGCACAUCAUACUGGAGAGAAAUCCUUUGAACAUAAUCAGUGUGGCAAAACCUUUGCACAACACAGUCAUCUCCAAAAUCAUAAAAAAAUACACAGUGGAGAGAAACUUUACAAUUGUAAUCAAUGUGGUAAAGCCUUUGGACAUCACCGUUAUCUUCAAAAGCAUAAAAGAAGACAUACUGGAGAGAAACCUUAUGAAUGUAGUCAAUGUGGUAAAGCCUUUUCCCAGACCCAAAAUCUCCAAAUACAUAAAAGAACACAUACUGGAGAAAAACCUUAUGAAUGUCAUCAAUGUGGUAAAGCCUUUUCCCAGCCCAGUAAUCUCCAAAUACAUAAAAGAACACAUACUGGAGAGAAACCUUAUGAAUGUUAUCAAUGUGGUAAAGCCUUUUCCCGCCCCAGUAGUUUUCAAAAACAUAAAAGAACACAUACUGGGGAGAAGCCUUUUGAAUGUCAUCAAUGUGGUAAAGCCUUUUCCCACUCCAGUAGUUUUCAAAUACAUAAAAGAAUACAUACUGGAGAGAAACCUUAUGAAUGUCAUCAAUGUGAUAAAGCCUUUUCCCGGUACAAGCAUUUCCAAAUACAUAAAAGAACACAUACUGGAGAGAAACCUUAUGAAUGUAUUCAAUGUGGUAAAGACUUUGCAAGUAACAGUCAUCUUCAAGUACAUAAAAGAACACAUACUGGAGAGAAACCCUACAAAUGUAAUCAAUGUGGUAAAGACUUUAUAAGUAACAAUCAUCUUCAAGUACAUAAAAGAACACAUACUGGAGAGAAACCUUAUGAAUGUAAUCAAUGUGGUAGAGCCUUUGGACGUCACAAUCAUCUUCAAGUACAUAAAAGAAUACAUUCUGGAGAGAAACCUUAUGAAUGUAAUCAAUGUGGUAAAGCUUUUACACGUAACUAUUAUCUGCAAGUACAUAAAAUAACACAUAGUGGAGAGAAACCUUAUGAAUGUAAUCAAUGUGGUAGAGCCUUUGGACGUCUCAGUUAUCUUCAAAGGCAUAAAAUAACACAUAGUGGAGAGAAACCUUAUGAAUGUAAUGAAUGUGGUAAAGCUUUUGCAUUUUACAGUUAUCUCCAAGCACAUAAAAGAACACAUAUUGGAGAGAAACCUUACAACUGUAAUGAAUGUGGUAAAGCCUUUGUACGUCAAAGUUAUCUCCAAGUACAUAAAAGAACACAUAGUGGAGAGAAACCUUACAGCUGUAAUGAAUGUGGUAAAGCCUUUACAAGUCACAGUUAUCUCCAAGUACAUAAAAGAGCACAUAGUGGAGAGAAACCUUACAACUGUAAUGAAUGUGGUAAAGCCUUUACAAGUCACAGUUAUCUCCAAGUACAUAAAAGACUACAUAGUGGAGAGAAACCUUACAGCUGUAAUGAAUGUGGUAAAGCCUUUACAAGUCACAGUUAUCUCCAAGUACAUAAAAGAGCACAUAGUGGAGAGAAAUCUUAGGAAUGCAAUGAAUAUGGUAAACCCUUUGCAUUUCAAAGUAGUCUCGGGAUAUGUAAAAGAAGACAUAAUGGAGAGAAACCUUAUAAAUGUAAGCUAUGUGAUAAAGAUUUUGCACAUCUCAGAAGUCUCCAGAGACAUAAAAGAACACAUACUGGGGAGAAUCUAUACAAAUAUAAUAAAGGUGAUAAAGCCUUUGCUUCAAAAUCCUGAGACAAAAUUGUAUCACAGAGAAACCCUAUAAAUGUACUGAGUGUGACAAAAUUUUGGCACUUCAUGGUGGUCUAUACAUGAGUAGAACUUUUAGUGUAUAAUUGGUCUGCUAAAGCCUUUGUAUAUCACAGUAAUCUUUGAGAACCUGAAAGAACUCAUACCUGUGGGAAUCUGACUAUAGUGGAUUUGGCAAUACCAUUAGCCAGCACACUUACGUUCAAUUACACAAGAUUAUCUGUUGUGGAGAAAAAAAUAUCUGACAAAUGUCAACAAUCUGUUCAAGCAUUAUGACAUCUCUAUUUUGUUUUUACCUGCAAAUUCAUGUGGUGAAAGCUCUGCAGAUUUAAGUAAGUUAACCCUUUUAGAUUUCAUGCUUCAGCUACAUGAAAUAACUCAUCUGUGUGUAGAACUUUCUGGAUGUGUAAUAGUGCCUUUUCUGUUGCUGUGAUGAACAUAAUGUCCAAGCCACCUUAGGAAAAAGUUUAAACUUCCCAUGGUUCCAGAGUGAUACAAGAUCAUCAUGCAAGUGGCAGGGCUCCAAGUGUGAGGCUUAGCAGUCAAAGCAGCCUUCAGCAUGAAGCAAAGAGUGGGAAGUAGAAAUGGUGUGUGAAUGGAGACUCUCAGUCCCAUUCUUCCAGCACAGUUUUAUUUUUUAAAUCUUCCUGCAUGAUAGAGCCAACUGUGAAGGAUUAAUUUCUCUGACUUCAAGCUGAUAUGCUUACCUCCUAUUACAUGAACCAAUUCAAGAUGAGGAAAAACUAUAAGCUUUUAAAUGCCUAAACACCUGUGUUAUAUGCAUGAAUGUUUAUGCAAGAAAAAACAUUCAGGAGUGAAAAUUUGUUUAAAGAUUUAAUUUAAUUUUAAUUAUGUGAUAUCAUUGUAUCUUUGUGUGGGUAUAUGCAUUUUAAUGCUGGUUUCCAAGGUUAGACUUGAGGAUCUUCUUGUAGCAGGAAUUACACAGGUAGUUGAUAUGUGAUGUCCUUCUUUAUAUGUGUUACUUUUAUUGGUUCACAAGUAAAACUGCUUUGGCCUAUGACAGGGCAGAAUAUAGCCAGACUGGACAUAUAUAUAUAUAUGAGAGAGAGAGAGAGAGAAGGUGAAGUCAGGGAGAUACAUGCUGAAACUUUCUGGUAGACUACAGCCUCAUGGUGAUACACAGAUUAAUAGAAAUUGGUUAAUUUAAGACAUAAGAGUUAGUUUAUAAUGAGCUUGAGCUGAUAGGCCAAGCAAUGAAUAUUGUAAUUAAUGUAGUUUCCAUGUGAUUAUUUGGGUCUGGGUACCCGAGAAAUGAACAAGCAGCCCCUGUCUACAGGUAGUUGUCAAAAAUCUGGCCUUGGUCCUGGGAGUGAACUUGUUAUAACUGCUCUGCUGAUCUCUAGCCUUGUAAAUAUCAUCUUGAUAUCAGGAAAUGUGUAAGAACUCAUAGAAGAGAAAAGCCCUAUUUGUGGAAAUGAUUUUGUAAAAACAUCACAGUUGUCUUCACUUUCAAGAAAUAAAAAUCCUGUUUCAUCUCUUUUUCAUUGUAGCCUUGAAGUAAGUAAUUAAUUUACCAUGUUCACUCAAGACUGAUGGUUUUUAUUUUGAAAUAUUUGGGGUAGACAUUAAAAGUGUGGGUUUUUUUUGGUGUGGUCAAUUGAUUUAAUAAAGUUUAUUUUGUGGUCCUCA